AUGUCGUGGCUCAAGAAGUCGACCACGACCGUUGCCACCAAGAAGGCGGAGGAGGCCCCCGCGUCCCCUACGGCCGAGCCCCCCGCCGGAGAGACUCCCCCGGCCCUUCCGCCCAUGACCAGUGCGCCCAACGUGAACCGCCUGUCGAUGAGCAUGAGGCUGCCGCCCAUCACCGGCCCGCCCCAGCUGAAGAAGACGAGUGGACCCGGCUCGGGCAUCGGUGGCAGCGUCCCCGUGCCCGGCGGCGGCGUGCCUCCGCCCGCCAACGGAGGCGUUCCCCCCGCGGCCGCCAGCACCAAUGGUGGCCCCGCCCAGUCACCGACGUCGCCGCCGGCUACGAGGUCCCCGUUCUUUGCGAGGGCGGCGGCUGCGAGCAGCAAUGGCAGCAACGGCUCGACGAGCCCCAAGCACCCGGCGUUCGCCAAGGCCGCGCCCCCUCCCCCGGCCGAGCUCGACGAGUCCUCCGCUGGUCCCACCUCCCCGACCUCCACCCGCAGCGCCGAACCCGAGGCCGAAGGAUCGCCUUCGUUGGGCUCUUCGCUUUCGGGCACCCUCUCGGGCAGUGCCAAGAGCGUGCCGAGCCACCGCGACCGCAAGUCCUUCCACCCGGCCUUCGCGGCGGUGCCCCCUCCCAAGCCCGGUGGCUUCAAUAAGCCCGUGCCUCCGUCGCGCAGAAACAGGGACAGCAUACCGCAGGCACUGCAGGAGGAGCAGGUGAACCACAUCAUCGCCACCGGCAGCCCCGAUUCCGUGGGUCCCUCGCCCCUCUCCUCUUCAUCUUCCUACACGAGCUCGGGCGAGAUGAAGACCUCCACGUCGCCCUCCUCCCGCCCCUCAUCGCGCGCCCUCACCCCCGAUUGGGAAGAUGAGACCGACUACCCGUUCAACGAGGAGGACUCGGAGAAGAAUCUCAUCUUCACCCCCGAGACGGUGAACCAGCCGCGCCCGUCGGUCAAGGCCGGCAAGCUGGAAAAGCUCAUCGAGCGCCUCACUUACGAGAAGUACCCUGAUCCGGACUACGUGAACGCGUUCCUGCUCACGUACCGAUCGUUCACGACGCCGACCGAGUUCCUGGCGCUGCUGGUGACGCGCUACAACGUGCCGGCGCCCAAGGGGGCCGACGAGAAGGAGGUGGACGCGUGGGUCAAGAACAAGCAGAGCCCGAUCCAGCUGCGCGUGUUCAACGUGCUCAAGGCCUGGGUGCAGACCCACUUCUACGACUUCGGGUCGGACACGUCGCUGACCAACACGCUGCUCGAGUUCAUCAACACGUCGAUGAUGGGCACGGGCAACAUGGCGAUGGAGAAGGCCGGCGAGCAGCUCAAGCGCCUCGUGGCGAAGAAGAUGGAGGGCAACGAGACCGAGAGCGAGGUGCAGUUCAGCUCGGCGCCGCCCAAGCCCAUCGUGCCGCUCGACACGUCGUCCAUUGAGCUGGCCGACAUCGACCCCGUCGAGAUCGCCCGGCAGCUCACCCUCAUCGAGUACGCGCUCUACAAGUCCAUCAAGCCCUGGGAGUGCCUGGGCCAGGCCUGGACCAAGAAGGCCACCCGCGACGAGAAGGCGCCCAACAUCAUGGCCAUGAUCCAGCGCUUCAACUCCGUCUCCCGCUGGGUCACCACCGAGAUCCUCAAGGUCGACAACAUCAAGAAGCGCGCCGCCACCCUCGAGCGCUUCAUCCAGAUCGCGAUGGGCUGCGAGAAGCUGAACAACUACAACGCGAUGAUGGAGAUCAUCUCGGGUCUGCAGUGCUCGGCCAUCUUCCGUCUCAAGCACACCUGGGCC
Molecule: messenger RNA, 1782 nt
Organism: Acanthamoeba castellanii str. Neff
Lineage: Eukaryota; Discosea; Longamoebia; Acanthamoebidae
Product: RasGEF domain containing protein
Exons: 9
Biological process (GO): Ras protein signal transduction; positive regulation of GTPase activity
Cellular component (GO): plasma membrane
Molecular function (GO): guanyl-nucleotide exchange factor activity
Source: RefSeq, a predicted model, not a curated record